This is a messenger RNA of Sitodiplosis mosellana (orange wheat blossom midge), 1956 nucleotides long. It is a transcript of the gene Rep, whose product is annotated as rab proteins geranylgeranyltransferase component A. Lineage: Eukaryota; Metazoa; Arthropoda; Insecta; Diptera; Cecidomyiidae. Gene Ontology annotation, cellular component: Rab-protein geranylgeranyltransferase complex; cytosol; nucleus. Gene Ontology annotation, molecular function: GDP-dissociation inhibitor activity. The record is from RefSeq and is a predicted model, not a curated record. The transcript is spliced from 5 exons. Gene Ontology annotation, biological process: vesicle-mediated transport; small GTPase-mediated signal transduction; protein geranylgeranylation. Bases 147 to 1928 code for a protein of 593 amino acids.
UCGAUAGCGCAGACCUUCAGUCGAAACGUCAUUGCGUGUUGAAGUAUCACACUGUUUAUGUAUCACGGACGCAAAAAUAAGAAGAAAAACCACUGGCAAAAUCCGAUUUAAGCAUACCAUAGUGACGAAUCACUUGUGUGUUCAGCAUGUCGACGGUUGACGACUCAUUGCCCACGGAAUUUGAUUUAAUUGUGAUUGGUACAGGUUUGACCGAGUCAAUAUUGGCUGCAGCGGCCAGUCGAAUCGGAAAAACAGUGCUGCAUCUCGAUUCGAAUGAUUAUUACGGUGGACUAUGGGCAUCAUUCAAUUUGGAAGGCAUCGAAACAUUGGCCAAUAAUAAUAAAUGUGGUCGUCCGAGUGCGAAUGUCAGUGUGAACAAUGGAAUAAUUACAUUGGAUCCCAGCGUUAACUUUGUGAUUGAAAAUGCUGAACUUGAGUGGCGAAUACCAGCUAAUAUACUGGAAAUUGGAAACAAAACGGACGAUGAGAAAAUCGAUGAACAAACGGAAGAGCGAAACGAUGAACUGGAGAACCUUUGGACCAGAGACAAAGUGAUGCAUGAUUUCCGCAAGUUUAACAUCGAUUUGACGCCCAAACUGCUAUUCGCCCGUGGUGAUUUAGUUGAGUUGUUGAUUUCAUCGAAUAUUUCGCGCUAUGCAGAGUUCAGAGCCGUUGAUCGAAUUAUCACGUGCAUCAAUAACGAAAUGAAAGUGGUGCCUUGUUCGCGUGCCGAUGUAUUCACGAACAAAGAUGUGACCGUGUUGGAAAAGCGACUAUUGAUGAAGGUCCUAUCGAAUUGUAUGAGCACCGAAAAUGAAGAGGAAUUCAAAGAUUUUGAAGACAAAACGUUCCGGAGUUAUUUGGAGCACAAGCGUUUGACUCAAAACCUAAUCCACUACAUACUCUAUUCAAUUGGAAUGUGCGAUGACCAAACACUCUGCUCGAACGGUGUGAAGCGAGUGAAAAAAUUCUUGCAGAGUUUAGGCCGCUAUGGAAAUUCACCAUUUUUAUUUCCAAUGUACGGAUGUGGUGAAAUUCCGCAAUGUUUCUGUCGUUUGAGUGCCGUGUUUGGUGGCAUCUAUUGCCUAAAACGUCCAAUCACUGAGAUCCAUUUGAAUGAGUCACUGGACGAAUUCCACGCAAUCAAAUGCAAUGAACAGACGAUAAAAGCCAAAUCAAUAGUCAUAUCUGGUACUGAGAUUAAGCAUUUUGCGCAUAUUUUGCCAAAAAAAUCGGAAACAUGCAACUCAGAUGCGGCGCAUCAAUGCGGUAAAUUAUCCCGUGCAAUAUUCAUACUAACUAGACCAUUAUGCAAUCAACCGGGUAGCACUGGUGGUGGUGUGGAAUUUCUGAAACUACCGCCAAUCGGUGACGAAUUUGCUGUGAAUGGCAAUGAAAGUACGGGCGCAUUUGUGAUCCAAUUGACACACUGGAGCGGAACCGUACCGAAGGAUUUGUAUCUUGUACAUAUAACGUGUCGUAGUCGAAGUGAUUCACCAAAAUCCGAUAUUGAACCAUACGAGCGGUUGCUAUUCAACGAUGAUGAGUCGCACGAAGUGCUUUGGUCGAUGUAUUUCAACAUUCCGACAUGUGUGCAAUGUGCUGAUUCGAUAAAAUUGCCUUCGAAUUGCCAUGUCGCCUGUGGACCAUUCUUUGAGCUAGAUUAUGACGAAUCCAUUCAACAGGCAAAACAUGUGUUCACACAAAUCUUCGAAAAUGAAGAGUUUUUACCACGUGCACCAGAUCCAGAGGAAAUUAUUAUCGAAGGCGAUAAUCCAACCGAUCCACUACCAUCAAUGGUAGCUGAACUCAACCUUGACCUACCUAAUACCCAACCGAACGAAUCUGAUCCGCAACAGAAUCAGAAUGAAGAAGAAUUUAAUGCAACAACAGUCGCAAGUGUACAAAAUGUCCCACAACAAGAAUAAAUACAGUAAAGUUUUCGUCAAAUAGAAA